This is a messenger RNA of Megalops cyprinoides (Indo-Pacific tarpon), 4881 nucleotides long. RefSeq names its product GRB2 associated, regulator of MAPK1-like (gene garem2). The record is from RefSeq and is a predicted model, not a curated record. The transcript has 6 exons. NCBI's taxonomy places the organism in Eukaryota, Metazoa, Chordata, Actinopteri, Elopiformes, Megalopidae. Bases 274 to 3099 code for a protein of 941 amino acids.
UGCUGAUUUGCUGUCCGUAGCGAAGGGUGGUGCCCUGUGACAUGCUGGGGCUUCGGCUGACAGUUUUCUGAGAGUAGGUGGUGCUACUGAAAGCCCCGAGGGAAAGGGCUCUUUCUCGCUCCCUUUCCACAGAGAGAGCCCAUUCGCGUCUCAACAUGGCGAAACAUGGAGUAGCCCCCCACAAGAGACUUAAAACACUUCGGUUGAUGCUGCUGGCCGCCUUUCUCUCCUUCCCUGCCCUUAGAACUCCGAGGCGUCUAUGAUGUUGGAAAAAUGGACAAGUUUUCUGCAAGCAUUUCCGAGAUCACAUGGAGCUCGGUGUCCUUGCCUUUGGAUUUAGUCGUCAGCAAAUUUAGAUUGCCUACACUGGUACGGUUAAGCCAAGGUAAGGAAAUAACACGGGACCACGUAGAAGGGCUGACGGAGCAGGAUGUCAUUCUCCUCCACUCCUGCAGGCAAUGGACCACCGUCACGGCGCACAGCCUGGAGGAGGGCCACUACGUCAUCGGGCCCAAGAUCGACAUCCCCCUGCAGUACCCAGGGAAGUUUAAGCUGCUGGAUCAGGACCGCGACGUGAGGGAGCCGGUGCAGUACUUCGCCAGCGUGGAGGAGAUCGCCGGAAUCUUCCCCGACCGGGUGUUUGUGAUGGAGGCCAUCUCGUUCAGCGUGAAGGUGGUGUCGGGGGAGUUCAGCGAGGACAGCGAGGCCUACAACUUCACCCUGCAGGCGGGCGACGAGCUGACGCUCAUGGGCCAGGCGGAGAUCCUGUGCGCCAAGACGGUGCGUGAGAAGUCGCGCUUCAACACCAUCCUGCGCAAGCUGGGCAAGGGCAGCACCUUCAGCCGGCAGGUGAAGGGCAAGAUGCCCUGCCUGAUCUGCAUGAACCACCGCACCAACGAGAGCAUCAGUCUGCCCUUCCAGUGCAAGGGCAAGUUCAGCACGCGCAGCCCGCUGGAGCUGCAGAUGCAGGAGGGCGAGCACACCAUCCGCAGCAUCAUCGAGAAGGUCCGCCUGCCCGUCAACGUCACCGUGCCCAGCCGGCCGCCCCGCAACCCCUAUGACCUGCACGUCAUCCGUGAGGGCCACCGCUACAAGCUGGUGAGCAUCAUCUCCAAGACGGUGGUGCUCUGCUGCAUCCUGCGGAAGGAGGAGGUGACGCCCUUCCACUUCCUGCUGCUGACGGACAUGCCCCGCUUCGUCCUGCCCGAGGGCCUGCUCCGGGGCGACCCCGGGUUCGAGAAGGUGGCGCUGGAGUGCGCCCUGCUGUGCCAGGAGCACUUCAACGCCGACGACUACUCGCGGGCGGUGCGCGAGGUGAAGACUGACCUGGCGGAGGAGUGCGCCAGCCCCCGGCGGAUCCGCCUCUGCCUGCAGGGCUUCACCUCCAACUCGCUGGGCUACGCCCGCGACGAGGUGGCGCAGUCCUUCCAGCGGCUGUCGUUGUGCGUGUACAGCGGCGCCCUGCUGCACGCCAACGGCGACGUGCCCGUGUCACAGGGCUGCCGGGACUCCCUGGGCGAGCAGCAGAUCCUGCCGCACGAGCUGCUCACGCCCAGCGAGGGCGGCGACCCGGAGCGUGAGUACAUGACGCCCGACUGGGUGGAGAACGAGUUCCGCAGCGGCGAGCAGCCCGAGAUCCCCUACGAGGAGCUGUGGGCCAAUCAGACGCCAGGGAGUUACGGCGAGGCUGGCGGGACCCCCGCCCCACCCGAGGCCGGCGGGAAAGGCGAGCAAAACCUCAUCUCCUUCCACUCCUCCACUUCCUCGUUGGAGGGAUCCAUGGGCCCCACCCACAUCUCCGUGGUGCAGCUGGACGCGGGCAGAGUGCCGACCCCGCCCCCUGUACCGCCCAAAUCAGAAGCUGUGAAGGAGGAGUGCCGCUUCCUCAACGCUCCCCCUGUGCCCCCGAGAGGAACGAAAGGAGGCCCCGCCCCCAGUCCCCCGGUCCCGCCCCGUUUCCCCAAGGCCCCGCCCCAGCAGCAGACCCAAGGCCAGGCCUCCCACUGUCCCAGUCCCAGCCUCUCGUACUACUCCUCCGGACUGCAGGACGUCUCUGGGACUCGCAGCGGUAGCUGUUCUCCCUCUCCGGACUCCUAUUCCCUGUACUGCUACCCCUGCACUUGGGGAGACUGCAAGGCAGCGGACUCCUCCACCCGCACGCUCACUGGCAGCAACGGGACCCCUGGAGUACAGCCGGCGCAGGCCUCCUGGUCCGACCCGUGGGCCUACGCAGAGAGCAUGCCCAGCGUGGCCAGCGGGCGGUCCACGCCCCUUCUCAGCACUGACUCCGCUCACAAGAGCUAUUACAGCUGUCCCAGACUGAAGCCCCCGCCCUCCCAGAAGCGCUUUGCUCCCUUCGGGGCCCUGAAUCCUUUCGCCAACCCGGGAUACUCACGAAGCCCGUCCUCGUCACCUGCCGAGUGGCUGGAGACAGGGGAGCGGCAGCGGUCGCCCUCUCUGGUGUCGGAUGCUUUCGAGCCCUUUGACCCCGGCAGCGGCCGCAGCCUCUCCCCCGACACCUCCGCCCUCAGCGCGGGGGAGGGCAGGUUCGGACAGGACCCGGCCGGCUGCCAGCACGAACAGGCACUCAAAAGCGGGGAAGGGAGUUUGGGUCCCACGCCCGUGCCCCCGCCCCCUCCCCGGCCAGCCAAGGGCUUUGAGGCGGACAACAUCAUCAUCAGGAGCACGGCGCCGCUCUCCCCCGCCAUCGUCCGGGGGGCCGAGGGGGGCGUCACCCGGGUUUACCUCACGCAGGGGGUCAUCGAGGUCCCCCCCGUGUCCACCAGGAGCAGCUCGGAGAGCUCGUCGUCUGCUUCCUCCUCCGCCGACGGGCCCGGCGCGGCCCAGCGGGCCAACGGGGACGGCUCGGCGUGGCACCCGCCCUCAGACCUGUCCACGCUGUCGGUGGAGGAGGUGUCCCGGUGCCUGCGCUUCAUCGGCUUGUCCGAGGACGUGGUGGCCUUCUUUGUGCGCGAGCGCAUCGACGGCAGCAUCUUUGUGCAGCUGACCGAGGAGAUCCUCUCCGACGACUUCAAGCUGACCAAGCUGCAGGUCAAGAAAAUCAUGCAGUUCAUCAAGGGCUGGAGGCCCAAAAUCUGAUUCUGCAUCGGGCUUCGGCUCUGGGCUUUCCUGAAGGCUAAGGAGGGUGGAGGGUGGAGAACCAUGGUGGCACGGGACCGGCUGGCAUAGUUCCACAGGGAAGGGGCUACAGUUCUACUCCAGCGCGACUGUGGUCAGAUCUGGACGACACACGUUUCUGGGGUUUGGAUAUUUGCACUGAUGAGUCGCAGAGAUGUCACUGUACUGCUGUUUUCUGUUGAUGUCAUGCACAGUUUUGGAAAGGUGCCACAUCGUGGGCCCUGUGGAGUCUUUUCUCAUCUCGCUCUGUUGGUUCUUGCUUAGGCUACGUGCAUCAUGGAGAAUUCGACACAAUGUGAGUUAAGUCAAUAAAAUAUCACUGGUCCAGCUCUAUUCAGGCAGUCAGAACUUUUAUAUAGGGACCAUAACCUACAUCUCAAAUGCACAUUAAAAAAAGAGGAAAAAAAGGUUUAAUACAUUGAAAAGUAUGGUACUGUAUGUUUUAGACCAGGCCUCUGAUGUCAUAACUAUGUGCCUGAACUCUGUGAAUCAUUCUAAAUGUGCCUUGUGGUAAUUCAUUACUUGUGGAAAAUGCACAUGCUGAAGAAACGGUUCCCAAGAUAAAACAAAUAUAACUGACACACAUCCUCUUGCAUCAGCAGUGGGUUACGUCAAAACACACUUCCAUUGAUUUCACCGGGUGUCUAAAAAAAAAAAAAAAAGCACAACGCUCAUUUGCGUCAUUUCUGUAUCAAAGCUGUGUGUCCGGUCUAAACGCAACAUUGGCAGGACCGUGGGUUAGAGUUCUGAUUCACGUCUCGGUGAAGGCCGCAGGGAGAGCUGGCCGCCGAGGGUCACGGGAGUGAAAUGAAUGACCCCGCUGUUCCUGCCGGCAUCUCCUGAGCCUACGUGACCAACAUGUCACAGCUGUAGCUCAGACAAAUGCAAAUCAAAGCCGCACGUAACGGGACCUCAAAAGAAGUCCGCUUUGAACAAGGACUAGAUUCACUGUUCCUCAUUUUCCUGACUUCUAUAAAUGCUCAGACACAAACACACAGGGGUUUGACAAGGUGCAGUGAUUCAGGACUUUCCUACAGGAUUUUGUUGUGACGCAAUGUUUUUUUUUGUGUGCUGUUUUUGAGAUGUUCAUGUCAUUUUCUUAUAUGUUCCAUACCUGCAGUAUUCUGGAAGGCCUUGAUCACGCGGUACAUUUUUUUUUUUUAUUAUUAUUGCUUGUGUUCCAAGCUGGAAGGAAUUGUUUGAGAUCUGGGGCGAUCACAAGAUCAUAAAAUUUACAUUGUGGGUAUCCUUGAGCUCAUUGUGCGGUUGGAAAGCUUUGCGUUGUGCUUCAACCCACCCCCUCACACACGCUCUUAUCACACUUCCUGAAAAACAACAGAUUGUUUUGUCUGCGUUCACACAGCCCCUCCAAAACAAUUACAGCUGAAACGAACACUUGUGUUACUGCGUAAAAUAGCUUCAGGUACAGAUGCUAGAAUCACUGCAUCACCGAAUUUGGUGUUAAUCGUGUGCGUACCCAGUUUUGUUUAUAAAUCGGAGGAAAUUUAACUUGUUAGAGUAGAACUUUUAAAGGGAAGCAAGUUGUCUUUUCUACAUCGUUCAGAACAUGCCUGUAAUUAAGUACAUUGUAUUAAAAGACUGUAAUUUGAGUUUACUAAUCACUGCUGUCUGAACAUGUAUAGUGUGCUAUUUGUCAGAUGGCGGUAAAUUACAGUUUAAUGGCUGGGUUUAACAUCUUUGUGUGCCCAAAAGUUUGUAUGUAUAUUUAUGGAUCAACCCCCC